Molecule: messenger RNA, 4931 nt
Organism: Linum trigynum
Lineage: Eukaryota; Viridiplantae; Streptophyta; Magnoliopsida; Malpighiales; Linaceae
Source: the annotation of a GenBank genome assembly
UGCACCAUUAAGCUCUCUAUUAAGGUGGAGAAUCCUAGGAGCAUCUCUAUGCUACUAGUCUUCCAUACACGCCACAUGUGCAGCCGCCAUGUCAUCUGCCACAUGUGACACCACUUCCCAACACUUAACGUUACGCCCAACUAACUAAUACGCAAACCUCAGUCCUGUGUCAAUUUCGCUCCGCUUUAGAGUUAGUUAUCCGUCCAUUACAAUUAGAAGAAAGUUACUUAAAUGCGGCCCAUAUGAUUUUAACCUUUUUAGUCUUGAUUUUAACCAACUCAUGAUUUAUUAUUGGUCGAACCAAAAUCCAAAUGUCAGGUUGUUACAACGCAACCCCCAAUCGUUGGUAAAGGACUUCCUGGAUCAUUUAGCAGCUUAUGAGGUUAACCAAUGCAUAAGGCACCUCCUAGCUUAUUCGGCGAGAACUCUAGUCCCGAGUCGGGAUCGUGCCAAGUAGUGAUCGUAGGACAAGUGAUCCAUGGAUAAAGAGAAAGAUCAUGGACUCACUUAUUUAGGUGCUCAUUUUUUCUUUUUCUUUAAAGAUGGUUGGAACUCCUUUUUUAUUUUCUUGUUUUUUUCUUCUUUUGUGUGGGUUCCAACCUGCUAUUUUCAGAAAACGGGGCUCCCACCUAGCAAAGGUUUUGCGGGAUCCCAACUCUUACCGGCCAUGCGGGAGCAGAUGUCUCAAGCCUCGUGCGAGGGAAAGAAAUGUAAGGGGGCUAGAGCCUGGAGGUAGUAGGUAGAAGAUGGGAACGAAUUCCGUCUCCCCUUACACACUUUCACCGAUUUCCAUACGGGAGACAUUGUUUUAAAAGCAUAGUUUAGAGCACCUUUUCCAAAACAUGAUACAGAGUCCAUGACAGGUAGAAAGUCCACAAUACCACACGAUUCAAGUAUCAUAAGAUCACUAAUUCACACAAUCAUCCAACACAACAUGAAAAAGAAAUGAGACUUCUUAAAUGCAUCAACAUCCUCCAUAGUGCUACACUACCUCCCUAUGUUGCAUAUUACUAUAAAGACUGUCAAUUCAAAGCAUACUGAGCAGACAAUUGCAAGGAACACGCACUUGGAGCCCUCAAAUCGAAAUUUGGACAAUGUACUAGGCUCCAAGCACAAGACACAUAUAAGCAGUCAAAUAGAAACACCCUCCACACUUAAGUUCGACAUUGGCCUCAAUGGAGAAGAGGAAUGAUAAGGGAAAUGAUGUUAUCGAGAAAAACAUACUGCAGCGGGACUGGAGAGGGGACUAGUCAGCAAAGGACUAGAAGUGGGACCAGUCAGGGCAAGGACACGGGCUAGAACAAAAAACAAUCACUCGAACACAAGUCGUUAGGUGGGCUCGACAAACACACAAACCGACUCAAAAUAUCAAAAAUAAAAAACAAAGAGAAGAAAAUGCAAACCGUGGUGGGGUUGCCUCCCCACAAGCGCUUAUUUACCGUCUUUUAGCUGGACACCUACGGUGGAUGCUUAGGACAGUGGAAGAAUAGGUGCCUCCAAGAGCGGAUCCACCUCGCUCUUGAGGUACAACUUCAGAUGUUGACAAUGCACACGACAGUUGUGGCUAUCAGCACAUGUCAACUCGACCUGGCCAUCCGGCAGGAUGCAAGCAAGUGAAUACUCGGAUAGCCAGGGUGGUCGUGGCUUAGGAGCUGUGACUAGCUCAUAGUGGUCUCCAGCUUUCUUUUUGGCAGGCUCGGCAGCCUACAGCUUCGGCCGCCACUCCUCCUUGAGCUUUUCUUUUGGUAACGGGACAAACGGUAGUGGCAACAAAGGAAUGAGUGGAGAAUCCUGCAAAAUGGAACGCACGAAAUGAUACACGACAGACUCGUACACCUGGUGAGAUAAAGCAUGCACAGGCGAGGUAACAGUAAUAUUAUUAGCAAUAUAAAAUGUUAUAUGCUCCUUACCAUCUCUCAAGACUAAGGUCCCAUCAUGCACAUCAAUAAGACGGUCGGUGAUUAACAGUGAAACGAUUUGUAAAGUUAAUGAACAAUAAAAAAGAAAAAUAAUUCAAGUGGAAAAUGUAAAAGAUUUGCAACAUUUGAGUGACCAACUUGUAAUUUAGGGGUCGUUUGGAUGUGGAAAUGUAAUGCAGUAAUCGGACUCAAUUACCACAUAAUACAAUAAUUGGGUUAAAAAUCCACGUUUGGGAGAGCAAAAAGGGUAUGAGAAUUGGACCAUGGAAAUUGGCUUCAAUUACCACAUUCAUGGUAAUUGAGAAUACUACACCUCCCCCUAGUAAUUUGACAUUACCACGUUUUCUUACUUCUUUUUCCAAAUUUCACACCAUCAAUUCCCAUGUUAAAUUUUUUCAAUUUCCAUAAGUUAAUUCCUUGGUUUUGUAAAACAUAAAAAUUCAGACAAAUUCCAACUUUUUCAAAUUUCCACAUCCAAACUACCCCUAGCCUUUUAAUUUGUGAUGCCAGGCCGUCUGUAGCCAUGGCCCAUGAGGGACAUGUUAUGUACCGUUUCUUGUGUCCUUCUAACUCUAAGCCCUUCUCCAACUAAUGAAUCAGAUUAUCAACGGUAAAUUCUGGACCGGGCUUAGGCUUUUUUUUUUUUUUUUUUUGACAACAUGGCUUAGGCUCUCGUUUAUAAGAGAUUAUCUACUCAAUGGAUCUAGGAAAUUAGGGAUUUCUAUCUCUUCCUUGUCUUCUGCACUACUAGCUAACCCUUACUCCUCCGGUGGCGCUAUCUUGCACCCGCCUGUUUGUCUACCGCUAUGGCGACUGAGAACUGCACCACGGUUUUGGAUCAACUGCUAGACGCAGCUUUUUUACCUCCUCGCGGCUGCAGAAAGAGACGGUCCCGUUCAGAGGUAAAUCCUCGUUCUCCGAUGAUCAGCAAACUCGGAAACGAUCUCCUCGUCGAAAUUCUGAUUCGCCUCCCGAAUCCUAGAUGUGCCUGCCGGAGCAAAGUCGUCUGCAAGCUGUGGAGAUCCCUGAUUUCUGAUCCCUGCUUCAGUCGUCGUUUCCUUUCUCACCACCAGCGCAUGAACAAACCACCUCCUCCUCAACUUCUUCUCUCAGAUGACAGGGAAUCGGCCGUCCUGAGAUUUCUCCCCACACCCGUUGAAGAGGGAGGCUACCGUUCACUGCUUUUCGCAGUUUUUGAUUGUUUCAAGGACUUGCUUUUAUGCGGGUUUGGGGAACUAGGUGACCGCCAUACUAAUGCUGAACUUGCCAGAUCGUACUUGAUCUGCAAUCCUUUUACGAAGCAAUGGAUCGCUCUCCCUUUGGCCCCCGAAAGACCCGUCGGGCUUACGGAGUUGUGUGCAAGGUUAGUUUGCGAACCCUUGAUUUCUGAUAGUCUUGAUCUAGGAGGUGGCUAUGAGUAUCGGUUCCGCGUGGUCUGCAUAUAUCAAGAUAGGAAUUCCAUGAAGCUAGAUGUGUUCUCUUCCGACUCUGGAAAAUGGAAGAAGGAGGCUCUCGUUAUUCAAGGUUGUCGCAGACACCGAAUGAUUGAUGUUGUUUCCUGCAAUGGGCUUUUAUAUGUGCCCUAUCUUAGAACACAAGACAAAUAUGUUGGCUUGCCUAAGCCUUUCAUUACUGGUUUCAAUCUUUUCCGCCUUGAUAUACCUCCCACUCCUAUUGAUGUUUCCCCAAUCCUUGAGAAAUGGUGGUGGUGGAAUAUCUCGGUUUCACAAGGUGCUCUGCACUUGAUUGUGUUUGAGGACGGCACUAAGCCUGCUAGUUCGAGGAUUGUCUUGAGUGUGUGGAGGCUAAAUGAAGCCAGUAACUGUUGGAGGAAGGUGUGUGAGGGGUCGGUGAAGCCAAAGGGUGAGUACAGACUGGAGUCCAUUUUGUUUCCUACUCUACAUCCAGAGAAGCCGCAAACUGUCUUCUUUGCUCUAAUUGCUGGUGGUGGUAGGGAUUGUCGUGUGUCCUGCGAUUUAAGGAGGGGGGGAAAGUUAGAGUUUGUCGCUCGACUAACUCAAAUUUUUACCGGUUGGAAGGUGUUCCAGCCUAUGGCCUCUUGCUGGCCUACUCCGAUUCCAAGGUACCAGAAGCUGAGAGUUGCCUACAAUGGAAGCUACAACUAUUGGGUUCAGAGCAAUGAACCAAUAGCCCCCUCAAUAACUGAAGAAUGGCAAGGAGUUGAACAAUCUGGUAACUGGAAGAAGCCAAAGGUGGCGAAUGGCUCACCUCUUCUCAAGGAUAGGAUGGACGUUGGCGGAAGAAGGUCUGUGUUAUCUCUUGAUUAAAGGAAAUUUGUUUAUCAGUUGGUUUGGAAUUGCUAGUGGAAUUGGUAGCUAUCAUGGAAGGGUCAUGCUGUAUGUUGGAUUUCGAAAGUAAUGUAUUGUAUCAUAUACCCAUGAAGCUCUGUGCUCUUCAAUCGAAAGCGCAAAAGUCCCACAUGAAUCCAGGGACUCCUUCCCUCUAGGGGUGUCGGUUCGGGUCGGGUUCGGUUACCCAAAUCGAAACCCGAAAAACCGAAACCGAAAAUCACCAAAACCGAACCCGAUAAGGCCUUGCGGGUUUCGGUUACCCGAUAAGGCCUUGCGGGUUUCGGUUACCCGAAACCUUACCCGAAAAUUCCUUAUCGGGUUCGGGUUCGGUUAAAGCAAAACCGAAACCCGAAAACCCGAACACUUAAAAAUACGGGCUGAGUUCUAUUCAUUGGAGAUUUUUAUCCGGAACUCGAAAAACCGAUAAGCAAAACCGAACCCGAAACCGAAAAACCCGAAACCCGAAACGAACCCGAACCCGAAAAUCCGAAAAUGUAUAUAAUCGGGUCGGUUUCGGGUAAACCCGAAAAACCGAACCCGAAUGGACACCCCUACUUCCCUCCCAAAAUACAUUACAUCUUUCUUCCUGAUCCAAAUUGUAUGACGCAGUCGGCUCGGCUGUGGUUUAAAUAAUAAACGAAUGGUUAGCAUCAAAAUAUCAUAAUUUUUGUUAUAUGUUUAAUCAAAAAUUGCACUUAAC